AUGGAUAUCAAUGCCUUGCUGUCGCCAUCGGAAUCGCCGGCUAAACAACAACCCUCACCACAGCCGAGACCAAGGGUGCAACCACGUCCCGCCGGUGGCAGACGUACUGCAUCGGGCCUCAGCAAUGAAAUCUCCAUGACUUCGCCGCCGCCUGAGCCACCGCGUUCGGCGCCCACACUAGGACAGGAUUCUACAACCCAACAUCAGAGGAACGCAUAUGCCUCCGCUUACAAUGGCCCCCAGGAUAUGAGGAAUUUCAGGAGCAAUCACGACGCGCCGGAAAUGAGAAAUGCCCAUGGAGCGCCACAGACCUACCGACCACAACUUCAGUAUGUCUCCGGUCGGCACUCGUCGACGCCGCAGAUGGAGACUUUAGCAGGUGCGAUUGUCCCCGUCACAUGA
Aureobasidium uvarum is the source of this 402-nucleotide messenger RNA. The record is from the annotation of a GenBank genome assembly. Lineage: Eukaryota; Fungi; Ascomycota; Dothideomycetes; Dothideales; Saccotheciaceae.